UUCAUGAAUGAAAAAUAAAUAUCGCAAAUUUUCUAAAAGAAAAUGUAAAAAAAGUAAAUUUCAAACGAAAUUUCUUUAAAUGAAAACCAAAAAAGACUGAAACCCUCCAACGUUUCAUCAUCAAAUCACAUCACUUCACCAAAUCGGCUGCCGAACGAAAGAAAAACAAUUUUCAUGCGGAUUUUUUCAUUCAUUGAUAGCCAGAUAACUUAAUCUCCCCGAGAAAAAAAAUCGUCGCUGACUCACACCUCGGCUUAUCACGAAGAUUUGGCUUGUCGACAACAGCGGCAGGAAUCACCAGGCAAACGACACAAAAGAUAAAUAGAGAAGUGAGAGACUAGCAAUAUGCAAGAAACAAUAAAAUAAAGCGAUAAAACGAGUUUUUCCUGUAAGACCGACAGCCAAACGACGACGACGACGACGAUUUAACACACAAAACAACAAAUCAAUGGAGAUAUACGCGAACUGUAGCGCUGUGCGUCUGUAGAGUGUAAAUAAAAGAUAAAAACAAACGUAUCAUAAAGUUCAGUUCAUUUCGUUUGCAGAAUUCGCUGGAUUCGGAUGUGUCUUGGACUCGCAAAAAAGUGAACAGAAAAAAAAUUAAAUAAAAAAAAAUAAUUUAAAAAAGUGUAAAAAUUACAUUAAAAGUGAUUAAAGCUGAUAAGAUUCUCUGAGAGAGAAGAAAAAAAAUAUUUUAAACGAAAAGAGUUAAAAUUUCAUCAGUUAUUUUGUUUCGUUAACGACGUGGCAAAAUUAUUCACAACAAAAAAAAAUAUUUUAAAAAAAUUAAUUAAUCCAGAAAAUUUUAAAUAAAAGAAUAGAAAAAUGUGUGGAAUCUUCGCUUAUUUGAACUAUUUGACGCCGAAAUCGCGUCGUGAAGUCCUCGAAUUCCUCAUCACGGGUCUGAAGCGUCUCGAGUACCGCGGUUAUGACUCGGCUGGCGUCGCUAUCGAUGCGCAUGACACGAAAGGCAUCACUUUGGUGCGUGCCACGGGCAAAGUUAAGGUCUUGGAGGAAGCCGUUGCGACACAAUGUGCCGAGCAGAAUUUGGACGAGAUGCUGGAUGUGCAUGUUGGCAUUGCGCACACACGUUGGGCGACGCACGGAGUCCCGUGUGAGGUAAAUUCGCAUCCGCAACGCAGUGAUGCCGAUCAUUCGUUCGUCGUGGUGCAUAAUGGCAUCAUCACGAACUACAAGGACAUCAAGACGUUCCUCGAGCAAAAGGGAUACGUUUUUGAGUCGGAAACGGACACGGAAAUUAUCGCCAAAUUGGUGCAUCAUUUGUACGUGCAACAUCCGACGUAUUCCUUCCGGGAACUUGUGGAGCAAGUUAUUUCGCAGCUCGAGGGAGCGUUCGCGUUGGCAUUCAAGUCGAAGCAUUUCCCGGGCGAAUGUGUCGCGUCGAGACGUGGAUCGCCGUUGUUGGUGGGAAUUAAGACCAAAACGCGUCUCGCUACGGAUCACAUUCCGAUUUUGUAUGGAAAAGACGACACUAAUAAAAAGCCAGAGCAUCGUCCACAUGGAACAGCACGGGAAGUGCCAAUUUUGCCUCGUAAUGAAAGCACAUCGGAAUUUAUGCCCGUUGAUGACAAAGAAGUUGAAUAUUUCUUCGCUUCGGAUGCUUCUGCUGUUAUUGAACACACAAAUCGUGUCAUCUAUUUGGAGGAUGACGACGUUGCUGCCGUAAAAGACGGUGCCUUGAGCAUCCAUCGUUUGAAAAAGACAAAUGACGAUCCCCAUGCUCGCGAAAUCACAACUCUCAAGAUGGAAAUCCAGCAAAUCAUGAAGGGCAACUACCAAUACUUCAUGCAAAAGGAAAUUUUCGAGCAACCCGAAUCCGUCAUCAACACGAUGCGUGGUCGUUUGAACUUCCAAAACAAGAGCGUCACACUGGGCGGCAUCAAGGAAUACAUUCCCGAGAUUAAGCGUUGUCGUCGUUUGAUGCUCAUCGGUUGCGGUACCUCGUACCACAGUGCCGUCGCCACCCGACAACUUUUGGAGGAAUUAACCGAGUUACCGGUGAUGGUGGAGCUCGCAAGUGACUUUUUGGACCGCAAUACGCCCAUUUUCCGGGACGACGUGUGUUUCUUCAUUUCGCAAUCCGGCGAAACGGCUGACACUUUGAUGGCUUUGCGGUAUUGCAAGCAACGCGGUGCCUUAAUUGUCGGUAUCACAAACACCGUGGGCAGUUCAAUUUGCCGUGAAUCGCAUUGUGGCGUGCAUAUUAAUGCCGGACCCGAAAUUGGUGUCGCUUCGACAAAAGCUUACACGUCGCAAUUCAUCUCGUUGGUGAUGUUUGGCUUGGUCAUGAGCGAAGAUCGGAUUUCGUUGCAACAACGACGCCAAGAAAUCAUCGAGGGAUUGCUGAAUUUGGACAAACUCAUCAAGGAAGUGCUCAAAUUGGACGAACAAGUGCUCGACAUUGCCAAACAUUUGUACCAACAAAAGUCGUUGCUUAUCAUGGGACGCGGAUAUAACUUUGCCACGUGCAUGGAAGGAGCUUUGAAAGUAAAAGAGCUGACUUACAUGCACAGCGAAGGCAUCAUGGCUGGCGAACUCAAACACGGUCCUCUUGCCCUCGUUGACGACAAAAUGCCCAUUGUCAUGAUUGUGAUGCGCGAUCCCGUCUACACAAAAUGCAUGAAUGCCAUGCAACAGGUGACGGCACGCGAAGGUCGCCCGAUCGUCGUUUGCGAAGUUGGCGACGAAGAAACGAAGAAAUUCGCCUCGAAAGCAUUGGAAGUUCCCCGUACUGUCGACUGUCUCCAAGGCGUCCUCACUGUCAUUCCCAUGCAGCUGCUCUCGUACCACAUUGCCGUGUUGCGUGGCUGCAACGUCGAUUGCCCACGUAAUCUCGCGAAAUCUGUAACGGUAGAGUAAUCGAAUCUGUCGCCGCAGGAACGAAAAAAAGAAGAAUCUUUAUUUUUUUAUUAAUAAUUCCAUUUGCGCAUCACUUAAUGAUAAGUUUUUACGUCGGGAGCAUGAAAUUUUUCCAAUAUUUUAUUGAAUUAAGAAGCUUUUCCAUUGAAUUUUACACACAUAUGUUAUAAAAAGUGGCCCCAAGGGUCCCGCAACACUUAAAAAUUUAAAUAAAAAUCGU
Molecule: messenger RNA, 3100 nt
Organism: Culicoides brevitarsis
Lineage: Eukaryota; Metazoa; Arthropoda; Insecta; Diptera; Ceratopogonidae
Product: glutamine--fructose-6-phosphate aminotransferase [isomerizing] 2-like
Exons: 6
Coding region: 826-2880 (684 amino acids)
Biological process (GO): protein N-linked glycosylation; UDP-N-acetylglucosamine metabolic process; carbohydrate derivative biosynthetic process
Molecular function (GO): carbohydrate derivative binding; L-glutamine:D-fructose-6-phosphate transaminase (isomerizing) activity
Source: RefSeq, a predicted model, not a curated record